Molecule: messenger RNA, 396 nt
Organism: Trematosphaeria pertusa
Lineage: Eukaryota; Fungi; Ascomycota; Dothideomycetes; Pleosporales; Trematosphaeriaceae
Exons: 2
Coding region: 1-396 (131 amino acids)
Source: RefSeq, a predicted model, not a curated record
AUGUUCUCGGAUACACUGAAGGCCACCACUGAACUAACCGUUCCGAAAGCCGACGAGGUGAAGGUCAGGUCAGGACAGGAAGGUGAUGAGCUGCUGGGACUGCUCGACGGACUGCCACUGGCGCAGGCUGCCGCGUACAUGAACGAGACGGGCACGAGCUUCAGCACCUACACGCGGGUGUACAAAGAGCAGUGGCGAGGGCUGAUGGAGCUACACGACGGCAAGCACAUGCCGCUACGGAGCUACGUGAACGGCAGCGUGGCGAUGAUUUGGAUGAAGAGCCUAUUGUAUGGACUACUUGCCGCUGGACCGCAGAAGUCGGCCGUAACUGCCGAGCAGAUAUUAGCAUGGCUUGGGGAUUCUCACGAUGUUCCGCGUCCUGUGUGUGAUCUCUGA